AUGCCGCACAUCCGGCGUUACGUCUUCAAUCCUACCGGAAUAACAAGAGUCGUAGAAGAAGAAUAUGAUGACCAAACCGAACCUCAAACCAGGGGAUACAUCCAUGUGAAUGUGACAGCCUCAACUAGGGUUUCACUCAAUGAGAGAGAGCAUCAGAAAAGUUCGUCCAAUGUUGUUUCUUCAUCAUCGUCUUCAGGAUCGCAGGAGGAUAUAGAAUCACGCUGUUCGAUCUGCAUGGAAGUUUGGACCAACGGUGGCGAACACCAAGUCUCUUGUCUUCCCUGUGGACACUUGUAUGGGUUUUCUUGCAUCAACAAGUGGUUACAACUUCGUCCAAGUUCAGGAAAGUGUCCCCAAUGCAACAGAGCAUGUAGCUUUAAAGAUGUUGUCAAAAUCUACGCAUCAAAGAUUGCUGCGGUUGAUGAUGAAGGACAAAAGAGAAUCGUAUCUCUCGAGGCCAAGUUAAGUUCAGUAGAAGAGAAGACUAGGAGUUUGAGUAACAAAGAAGCUCGAUGGAGAGAAAAAAAAGCAGAGUUACGAUUAGAGAUUACUAAUCUGAGGAAGAAGAUGUAUCAAGAUCGUCAUGGACAUGAUGAACCUUCUUACAGCUUUAAACAUCAUAAAGAAGUGUUAGUUAAUGGUGGCCGUAUAUUUGAAAUAAAUGGUGGCAGACAGAAUCUGUUGUUGGCCCGUAGGCUCUCAGGAAGUGGUGGAACGUUUGUGCUUACGCAAAUCAACUUACAUACUGGUAAGAUUGAUGAUGACAUUUUGUUGCCUCGUACAACUAGAGCUAUUCAAGAUCUUCGCCUUUCGCCUCACAAUAACGGGCUAGCUGUAUUUGGUUCUCUGGGGAAAAAUUUAUCUUUCAUAAGCUUGGAUAGUCACAACACUGUCUUGUCUUAUGAUCAUCUACCUGCUGCACCUUUGUCUUGUUCUUGGGAUCUCAACAGUUGUCACCAUGUUUAUGCUGGACUACAGAAUGGAACAGUUUUAGUAUUUGAUAUGCGUCAAAACAAGAGACCUUUAGCAUCCUUGGCUGGCGUGACAAGCAAUCCAGUUCAUACUAUCCAUCAUCUCUCUGCAUAUUCCACUCCAACUUCUGAUGUCGGCGGUGAGCUCUUAUCCGCUUCUUCCACCGGGCUGUGUCAGUGGAACAUUAGUGGCAGUGAGGGAAAGCCAACAUUGGUUUCUGAAACAAGAAACUUAGGAACAUGCACAGCCUCCUCGUAUUGUCCUCGCACCAGUCAUGUGGUUGCCACUUAUAGACGGAGAGCUGAAUCUUCUGAUAAUACAAUCCCAGCGGUUAAUAGUACUGAUGGUGUAUAUGGAUUUCAUGUUGGUCUCAAGAGAAGAGUUGAUGGUACUUAUUCUCAGAAACAGUCAUCAACACAAGCUAUUGUAAAAACCAUCAUCUUGCCAAAAACAGCUAUUAUAGAUUUUGGUAUGGAAAGGAGACAACUUUUUGCAUCUUAUGAUGACUCCACUCGAGAGCUCAUCUUGCAAGAUCCUUCCUCUUUUACUGUCUCUCAACGGUUUGCAUUGUCAAGUCCUCAUCUGCUUCAAGACGUGAAAUACGCUCACCUCAAUGGUUCGGGUCUGCUCGGUCUCUUAACUGAUGAUAGGUUCCAACUUCUUAGGAAUUAA
This is a messenger RNA of Camelina sativa (false flax), 1644 nucleotides long. The record is from RefSeq and is a predicted model, not a curated record. NCBI's taxonomy places the organism in Eukaryota, Viridiplantae, Streptophyta, Magnoliopsida, Brassicales, Brassicaceae.